UGGCAACAGUGAUGCUAGACCGAAAAAGCGGGAAUGUCAUCUUUCUAGUGUUUGCCGAAUGGUGCCAGAGUUACUUUGUUUUACAAUGUGUAAAGUUAUUUUACUUUAAUAAAAGUAGUUACACGUGGUUAUUUAAAAUCCCUCCUGUUAUAAUAAAAGUGAAAAGAAACGUGAUAGUGUUUCUCGUAUUCUACGAUCUGAUUUUAAAUUUUGCUAGCAGCCUGAUAAUAAAGAAUCGUAUGUAGGCUACUAGUGUGUGUUUUUCUGUUUUGUGAAAAUGGUGUAUCAAAAUACUGGAAAGUACAGGCCAGAUAAGAGCGGAAAAGAGAAAAGUUCUGGGGGAAAGGAAGAUCAAGCUGAAUCCCGCAUUAUAAGAGUUAAUGAAAACAAGGCCAUUGAUGAGAAGUAUGGAUUUUCUGCUCCAAAAGAAUCAGGGGAAAAAAUUGGAUACCUCAUCAACAUGCAUACUACAGAAAUAUUUGAUGCUUCUCAACAGCUGAUCAGUGCAGUAGACUACUUCUUUGUGCAGGAGGAUGGUUCUCGAUUUAAAGCCUCACUACCUUUUAAGCCAUAUUUUUACAUACUACCAAGGAAGGAAUGUAUCCAAGAAGUCUCUAGUUUUCUUUGUAAAAAGUAUGCUGGAAUUAUUGCCAGUGUAGAGAACUGUGCUAAGGAGGAUUUGGAUUUGCCAAAUCAUUUAGUUGGUUUAAAGCAACACUUUUUAAAGUUGUCCUUUUUGUCUGUGACUGAUCUGAUGAAAGUGAGAAAAGAAAUUAUGCCUCAUGCUCGCAAAAACAGUUCUCGAACUAAUACAGCUUAUUCGGACAUGAUGGCUAAAUGCCAAAAUGAAACAGAGCAAGAUGAGUUGAACAAGAAAGUCGCUGAUACUAUGGAUAAUAUUAUAGAUAUUCGAGAGUACGACGUCCCAUACCACAUUCGUGUUUCGAUUGACAUGAACAUCUGCGUUGGCUUAUGGUACGCAGUUAAAUUUAAAGGCUCCGAAACGAUGUCUAUUACUCGCCGGGACGAUAUCAUCGAUACCCCUGACACCAUUGUGCUUGCUUUUGAUAUCGAAACCACAAAAUUACCGUUAAAAUUCCCCGAUCCAGCAACCGAUCAAAUUUUCAUGAUUUCGUACAUGAUUGACGGGCAGGGUUACUUGAUAACUAACCGAGAAAUCGUUGCAGCUGACGUUGAAGAUUUUGAAUAUACACCCAAGCCUGAAUUUGAGGGACCAUUCAUCGUUUUCAACGAACCAAACGAAAUUUCUCUUAUUCAGCGAUUCUUGGAUCACAUUCUAGAAGUAAAGCCCCAUGUUAUUGUAACGUACAACGGUGACUUCUUCGAUUGGUCAUUCAUGGAAGCGCGUGCAACUUUCCAUGAGAUGAACAUGGCCAAAAUGAUUGGUUGGGAACGUGACAAAGAAGGCGUUUACAGUUGCCGUCCCUCAAUUCAUAUGGAUUGCUUCAACUGGGUCAAACGUGAUUCCUACUUGCCCGUGGGUUCACAAAAUCUAAAAGCUGUUGCAAAAGCCAAGUUGCGCUAUGACCCUGUGGAACUUGAUCCAGAAGAAAUGUGCCGAAUGGCUGCGGAACAACCUCAAGUUAUGGCUAACUAUUCAGUUUCUGAUGCUGUAGCAACCUACUAUCUGUACAUGAAGUACGUCCAUCCUUUCAUCUUUGCGUUGUGUACUAUUAUUCCGAUGGAACCGGAUGAAGUGUUACGGAAAGGUUCUGGCACUUUGUGCGAAUCACUCUUGAUGGUACAAGCCUUCCGUGCCAACAUUAUUUUCCCCAAUAAGCAAGUGUCUAUGCUUCAAAACUGGACGGAUGAUGGCCAUCUUCUCGAUACAGAGACAUAUGUCGGCGGUCAUGUCGAGGCUCUAGAAUCGGGUGUUUUCCGCUCCAAUAUUCCGUGUAGAUUCCGCUUAAUCCCUCAAGUCUUUGACAUGCUCCUUGAAGGUAUCGAGCGGACAAUUAGGCAUGCAGUAGAAGAGGAAGAACAUGUUCCUAUUGAGCAAGUUACUAACCUGGACGAAGUUAUAGAUGAUAUCAAGGAAAAACUUAUCAGUCUACGAGAUGCGCCUAACCGAAUAGAAUUACCGGUUAUUUAUCACUUGGAUGUUGGCGCUAUGUAUCCAAACAUUAUUUUGACCAAUCGCCUCCAACCUUCAGCCAUGGUUGACGAAAGCGUUUGUGCAUCAUGCGAUUUCAAUCAGCCGGGCGCACAGUGCCAACGUAGCAUGUCGUGGAUGUGGCGGGGUGAUUUCAUGCCAGCCACACGUGGUGAGUUUCAACGAAUCCAGCAGCAGUUGGAGAACGAAAAAUUUCCACCGAUCAUUCCCGGGAUGCCCACCAGAGCUUUUCACCAACUUACUCGUGAAGAGCAAUCUACUAAAGAAAAACAGCGUCUUUCCGAAUACUGCCGCAAAGCCUACAAGAAAGUUCGUGUAACCCGCACAGAAGAGCGACAGCAGACAGUGUGUCAAAAGGAAAACAGCUUUUACGUCGAUACCGUUCGAGCUUUCCGUGAUCGACGAUAUGAGUAUAAAAAUCUGAAUAAGAUGGCGAAGAAGCAAAUUGCUGAAGCGAUUGCACUUGGUGAUGCGGGGGAGAUUAAAUCGGCAAAAAACCGUGAAGUGCUUUAUGACUCUCUACAGCUUGCUCACAAAUGUAUUCUCAAUUCCUUCUACGGCUACGUCAUGCGAAAAGGAGCGCGUUGGCAUAGCAUGGAAAUGGCUGGUAUUGUAUGUCACACUGGUGCUGGGAUCAUCCGAAAAGCUCGAGAACUAAUAGAACAGAUUGGCCGCCCUCUGGAACUUGACACCGAUGGUAUUUGGUGUAUUUUACCAUCAUCUUUUCCGGAAAACUACGUGAUCAAAACCUCAAAUCCCAAGAAGUCAAAGAUAACCAUAUCCUAUCCAGGUGCCAUUUUGAAUGUGAUGGUGAAGGAUGCCUUCACAAACAAUCAGUAUCAUGAAUUGGUAGAUCCUGAAAAUUUGAGCUACAUCCAACGGGAUGAAAACUCAAUUUUUUUCGAAGUUGAUGGUCCGUAUCUAGCAAUGAUACUACCUGCCUCAAAAGAGGAAGGGAAAAAAUUAAAAAAACGUUAUGCCGUUUUUAACUUUGAUGGUAGUCUUGCCGAAUUGAAAGGAUUUGAAGUGAAAAGGCGUGGAGAGCUUCAGCUUAUUAAGAUUUUUCAGUCGUCUGUAUUUGAAGCUUUUCUCAAAGGUGACACACUGGAAACCUGUUACCAGGCCGUGGCUAAAAUUGCAGACUACUGGCUUGAUGUGUUAUAUUCAAAAGCUGAGAACCUCCCCGAUUCGGAGCUUUUUGAAUUGAUUACGGAAAAUCGUUCGAUGUCACGUAAAUUGGAAGAAUAUGGCGGUCAGAAAUCCACAUCCAUUAGCACAGCCAAGCGCUUGGCAGAAUUUUUGGGUGAUCAAAUGGUAAAGGAUGCCGGUUUAAGUUGUCGUUUCAUCAUUUCAAAGAAACCAGAAGGAGCUCCCGUUACGGACAGAGCCGUGCCGUUGGCAAUUUUCCAAUCUGAACUUAGUGUCAAACGUCAUUAUUUGAAAAAGUGGCUUAAAGACAAUUCUUUAACGGAUUUUGACAUCCGCACCAUUCUGGAUUGGGAUUAUUACAUUGAACGUCUUGGCGGAUGCAUUCAGAAAAUCAUUACCAUUCCUGCCGCUUUACAAGGGGUGGCUAACCCUGUUCCCAGGGUCCAACACCCAGAUUGGCUUCACAAACGAAUGCUGGAAAAAAAUGAUGUCCUGAAGCAAAGGCGGAUUAAUGAAAUUUUUAAGACCACCGCGAAGCCAAUUUAUGAUCCUAGUUCAGAAGAUUCAGCAGUAGUAGGAGACAUGGAAGAUAUUGGUGGAGGCAACGGUAUUGGAAACAAUCGACCGAUAGUGACCUCCAAAAGAAAACGAAAUAUCAGCGAAUCCGCUAACGAAUUGGAUAAGAACUGGCGUGAAAUCCUUGGUCCUCCACCACCGAUGGGCAAAGCUGGAGGAGAAGAGCGUGAAAUGUGGAUUCGCUAUCACAAAAAGAAGUGGGCCAUUCAAAUAAAACAGAGAGUGGCUCGUCGCGGAAAAGAAGCAAAUAGCAAUACAGGAGUAUCUUCCACGUCUAACCUUGGGGGAAUUCUUGCGCUGGAGUCUUACACCAAUUUGGGAGGCUUCUUGCGACGUGCGCAGCAAACACUUUUGUCUUCCAUGUGGCAAAUUUUACAAGUGAUGGAAACUUCACAACCAGGCAUGUUCCGGUUGUGGGCUUUGGUUGGCAACGAGCUUCACCAAAUUCGAUUAACCGUGCCUCGCAUAUUUUACCUAAAUAAGAAAAAACCCUUGGAAAAAGAAGUUACUAGUGAAUCAGCCAUCUGGCGAAAGGUAAAUCGGAUACUCCCUCGGUCCCAUCGCGUUUAUAAUCUGUACGAAUACAGCGUACCCGAAGAAGUCUACCAACAGAACUUUAACCAGUUAAUGGCUGACUUGUCUACUUCAGACAAUGCUGGAAUUUACGAAACCCAGGUACCGCUUGAUUUUCGCGUGUUAGUGCAGCUUGGGUGUGUUUGUGCCGUCGACAGGAGUCAGCGUUUUAUUCCAACUGGUGAUACCGAAAGUUUCAAUUUAUCACAGUUGACAUUCAAAACGCUGGCUCAUCACCCCUACCUGGAAUCAGGGAUAGAGUCACUAAAAUAUCUGUACAUUUAUCAUUAUAAAAGCGGAAAUAAAGUUAUGUUGGUGCUCUUCUCCCCACCAGCCAAAAAGGCCAAUUUUUUCGUCGUUGAUACAGUUCGGACCAACCAAAUGCCAAAUUUGGCAAAUCUUUACAACGAGGAACGACUUAAAAGACUAUCACAGGCUGAUAUUAAUGAAAGUUCAGUACCUGCUAGAGAUUAUUCGUUUUCUAUUCAAGUGGAAACCGAUAUUCGCCAAGUCUAUCGUCAAAUGAACCGUUUGUUGCAAGCAUACAAAGAAGAAAAACGAGGGCCAACUUUUGUGGCCAUCCAAUCCCAUCAGGACUUGCCUACGACUGCCUCGCAAAUCCAAACUCUCAAUGAGUUCCCGCUUGUUCCCAUCCACAGCACUGAUCCUGAUGGCUUGUAUAAUGUGCUCGACUGGCAGAGAGUAGGCUCAAAAGCUUGCUUGCGUCAUUUUCUUCGCCUACGCUCCGUCCUCGAUGCCAAUCUGGAGCAAUGCCGUUAUUUUCAUAUUCCGAUUGGAAAUUUGCCCUCUGACGCCAACCUUUUUGGGGCUGAUUUGUUUUUCGCCCGCCAUCUGAUCCGCAACAAUUGUGUCCUUUGGUGCUCACCGACUGCACGUCCCGAUCUCGGCGGCAAAGAGGCAGAUGACAACCGACUCGUUACAGAAAUUGAGGAUAAUACGACAACGCUGGUAGUCAACAACGCCGGCGUCUACAGCAAUGUUUGUAUUGAGAUGGACGUCGAUGCGUUGGCAGUCACAACCUUACUACAGUCACAUCAUGUUUUGGAUAUUGAAGGCACAAGCUCAAGCACCGCCUUUGACGUGCCGCAAACAUCACUUAAGGACAUGCUCAACGACACUAGCGGCCCAGAACUUAGCAAUUAUAGCGAGUCAGCCAUGUGCGUGACAGUCUUUCGAGUUCUAAAAUCAGUGGUAGCUUCCUGGCUUCGGGAUAUAUCAGUUCAUCGUAAUGUAUUUGCUGAUUUCCAAGUUAUUCAUUUCUACAGAUGGUUGCGCAGCCCAACAGCUUUACUUUAUGAUCCAGCAUUGCGCCGUAUGCUCCAAAAUCUAAUGCGCAAGUACUUCGUUCAGCUCCUAGCCGAAUUUCAGAGACUCGGAGCCACGGUCGUAUAUGCUGAUUUUGGCCGUAUUGUUCUUGGCACUAAAAAGCGGCGCAUACCUGAUGCGUUAUCAUAUGUUAGCUUCGUGUGCGCUAGUUUGCACCAGAAGGAACUCUUCCGCAGCUUAGAACUCAAUGUUCAACAUUGUUGGCAAUUGCUUGUAUGGCUUGAUCCUGCCAACUAUGGUGGGGUUAAAGGAAAGACAGAUUCUGCAAAGGAGAGUGAAGAAGGUACCGAAGACACUAGUUUUACUGAAGAUGAGGAAGAAGAAGGAACGGCCGUAGAAAUGAACUGGGACGUAGUCAAAUAUUUUCCAGAAGAUCCCCCUUGCCAAGAAUAUUUCAACACCGUAAUUGCCACAUACAUUUCAGCUAUCCAUGAUCACUUGGCAGAAUCUUAUGGCGAUCGCAUGCCCGGCGCCACGCCAAUACGGCGCAUCCAAUCUUCACAGACACAACGCAGUAAAGUCGGUCCAACUCCGGAUUCCCUAAAAGAAUUUACGCGUGAACUCAUCGACCAAGAAAUCGCUCAGCAUCUUUUCCGUGUUGUUCAAAAGCUUCACAAACAGCUGCAUGGGCACCAUGGUACGGAUGGACUGAGUAACCCUUCCCUUGAAUUCGUUAAAGCCGUGUGCCGCGUUUUUCAGCUGGAUACCAAUAUCGUAGAAGAGGUCACUCGGUUACGAAGAAAUCUCCUCAAGCUAAUCGGUGUAGGGGAAUUUAGUCAAGAUGCUGAAUGGAAAGACUCGUGCAUGUCAUACAUCCUCCCCGAAGUUAUUUGUCCUACUUGCAAUCAUUGUCGAGAUAUCGAUUUGUGCAGAGAUCCACAUGAAUCAGAAGAUCGCGGAAUACCUACAUGGCAAUGCCCGCUUUGUAAAUCCAGUUAUGACAGUGAUGAAAUUGAAUCCAUGCUAUUGGAUGUAGUCAACCGGAAAACCAUGAGCUUCGUAUUGCAGGAUUUGCAGUGCAAAAAAUGCAAACAGAUCAAACGGGAGAACUUGUCUCAGUUUUGCUCUUGUGCGGGUGAGUUUCAGCUAUUGCAAUCUUCCUCGACCUUGUUGCAGACGUUGGCGAUUUUUGAGCGAGUUAGCAAAAAAUUUAGCCUCACACUUCUUCAUGAAACCGUAGAUCAACUGUUGAAAAUGAAUCAAAAGGCAAAUAAGUAAAAGAGAAAAACGUUCUUUUAUUUAUGUAAAAAAGGCAUUCGGUAAAUUACAAUGGAAGAAUAUUA
This is a messenger RNA of Daphnia magna, 7062 nucleotides long. It is a transcript of the gene DNApol-epsilon255, whose product is annotated as DNA polymerase epsilon catalytic subunit A. Gene Ontology annotation, molecular function: single-stranded DNA 3'-5' DNA exonuclease activity; DNA-directed DNA polymerase activity; zinc ion binding. Gene Ontology annotation, cellular component: nucleus; epsilon DNA polymerase complex. Lineage: Eukaryota; Metazoa; Arthropoda; Branchiopoda; Diplostraca; Daphniidae. Gene Ontology annotation, biological process: mitotic cell cycle; nucleotide-excision repair, DNA gap filling; DNA replication proofreading. The record is from RefSeq and is a predicted model, not a curated record.